Carcharodon carcharias (great white shark) is the source of this 858-nucleotide messenger RNA. RefSeq names its product chymotrypsin-like elastase family member 1. The transcript is spliced from 8 exons. The coding region runs from base 1 to 840 and encodes 279 amino acids. Gene Ontology annotation, biological process: proteolysis. Lineage: Eukaryota; Metazoa; Chordata; Chondrichthyes; Lamniformes; Lamnidae. The record is from RefSeq and is a predicted model, not a curated record. Gene Ontology annotation, molecular function: serine-type endopeptidase activity.
AUGCCAGACAGCAGAGUCAAGAGUUCCUACAGCACAACUGCCAUGAUGUUGCAACUGGUGUUUUUAGUGAGCCUUGCCCUGCAUGGGCUCUGUUCUGGACAGGAACGUGUCAUUGGAGGGACCGAGGCAAAACCCAACGCGUGGCCAUGGCAGGUCUCCCUUCAAGGUUACGCUAGUUACUGGUACCACACCUGUGGUGGCACCCUGAUCCUCAAGAGAUGGGUGUUGACUGCUGCUCACUGUGUCGAUAGCGUAAAUCUGUCAUACCGUGUAGUCUUGGGCGAUCACAACAUUUAUGAGGAUGAUAGAACCGAACAGUACAUUUAUGUUGAAAAUAUCAUUCGCCACGAAGGUUGGACUGGCGACCUUGCAAUUGGGAACGACAUUGCUUUGCUUUACCUGGCGAAAGAUGCUGUCCUGAACCAGUAUGUCCAGUUUGGAGUAUUGCCCAAGGCAGGUUCUACGUUACCAAAUAACUACCUGUGUUACGUCACUGGCUGGGGCUACACUCGAAAUGGUGGGACAGUUAAUCCUACUCUUCAGCAGGCUCCCAUUAGGGUUGUUGCCUAUGAAAUAUGUUCUGAGCCUGCAUGGUGGGGUGAUUAUGUUACACCAAACAUGGUGUGUGCUGGAGGUGAUGGUAUUGUUGCUGGUUGUCAGGGAGAUUCUGGUGGGCCUCUAAAUUGUCAGCAUGAUGGGGUAUUCGAGGUUCAUGGAGCCACCAGCUUCGUCGCUGCAGCAGGAUGUGACACCUACAUGAAACCAACAGUUUGGACCCGUGUUUCAGCUUACAUCGGCUGGAUCAAUGAUAAAAUCGCUUUUCAUCAAUCUGGAUUGUGAUGGACAAAGUGCAGCUCA